GGAAGAGGAACUGUAACCAAUUUCCUUUUCCUAUUAUUUUUCAAAUGUAAUAAUUUUUCAGAAGUUUAAACAGGAAAACAUUGUCAACAGUAUAUACAAACACUGUGCACGAAAAAUUUGUUCCAAGAAUAUAAGUUACAGUGUUAAUGUGAAAAGGUUUUAUAUUAAUGAUGGAGGUGUCUGAUAUAAAUGAAUUAUUAAACGUUUCUACAAUUAAAAUGGAAGGUGGUGAAACUUCUUUUGAAGAUGAAACUGAGGAUGUAGAAAGGUCAGAUCCUCUGUCUGGUAUGCCUCAGUAUGUGACUGAGACUGAUUUAGGGUUAAUUCAUUCCGGAGGUGAGAUCUUGCCAACACCAUUGACUGUUUUCUCUGACACUGUAGAGGAUGAAGACACUAUGCAAAGCAGUGAUUCCUCAGAAGAGGUGAUAGUACAACUGAUGGAUAUCAGAACAAGAUUGUCCCGACUUAGGUUAAUGUUGGAGCAAAGACUGGGUGAUGAUUUAUCUGACUACACAUUUUGGCUUCAGGAUGCUAAAAUGUUAGAAAAUCACAAAACUCUAGUGGAACAAUGUAUUAAAGGGGAAGGUGUUGUACAAGUAAAUAUUCAAAUUAAACCGGCUGAGAAAAAAAUUAAUAUCCUUGAUGUGUUAAAGCCUGAUGAAGAAUUGGUACAAUUGCCACAACCAACAGAUGAGUAUGAAUGUGUAGAAAUGAAAGUGGAGCAAGCAGCAGCGGAAAAUGUAGGUCAGACAUCAGUAGCGGUGGAGGAAGAGGGUGAUGGGCAGAUGGAGGGGGAGGUGCCACAGCCUCACGCCGCUGCUGUCAAAUGGGUAGUGGACGGCCAGUUCAGAGCCGACCACAGCAGGGUUCAUAUACCUGAUGAUCCCGCUGACUGGUCUGUGCAGCACGUUAAGUUAUGGAUCCAGUGGGCGGUGCGUCAGUUCAAUUUGACUGGCGUUAAACUGUCAGACUGGAGCAUCAGUGGAGCGGAGUUGUGUGCCAUCACUAAUAUUGAUUUCAAAGAGAAAGUUCCUUCGGAUCCGGGAGAUUUGUUUUGGACACACUUUGAAUUGUUAAGGAAAUGUAAAUUUAUCGCUGUGGUUCAGAACGACGAGCAGCCGGUAAAGGAUGUACUGGAGACGCCGCAGUCUGCAAUCAAAAAGAAACCCAAACAAGUGAGCAAACAGUUAUCGUUACGAGAGCGAAAUGAGGACGAAGUUUGCCUGUACGUGUCGUCGCGCACCGGUUACAAUGGACAGAUACAGCUGUGGCAGUUCCUGCUGGAGCUGCUCACCAGCGCCGAGUACUUUGAUGUCAUACGGUGGCAUGGUACAGAGGGUGAAUUCAAGCUGCUGGAGCCGGAGCGCGUGGCGUGGCUGUGGGGUGCGCGCAAACACAAACCCGCUAUGAACUACGAGAAACUCUCCAGAGCGCUGCGAUACUACUACGAUGGAGAUAUGAUCGCCAAAGUCGCCGGAAAGAGAUUUGUGUACAAAUUUGUUUGCGAUCUUCGGGAACUGCUUGGCUACGGGGCGGACGAGUUGGCCGAGCUGGUCAGAGAAGUGCACGAGUCAAAAGAUGAGACAAAUAAUUCAUAAAAUAUGUACCAAGAAUAUUUAUUGGCUAAUGUUCUAGAUCAGGGAUUCCCAGAUUUCUUUUCUUAUAGUAUUAAAAAAGUGUUAAUUUUCUGCUAUUUAGUUCUUCAAAGUUCAUUUAAUUACAUUUUCUAUGAUUUGCCAGGUCUUGCAGACGUCGUGGGGUCAUGUAAUUUAAGAAUCUCUGGUCUGGAAAGGAAAAUAUUAUUAAUAAGUAAUUCAGAAUAUAAUUAUUGUUUGUAAAAUGAAUUAUUUACGAUUUGAUGUUUUUCGUUGAAUUUAUAGCCAUUUCUAGUCGCAACCGCUCUGUUUAACUUUGGUGAGAAUUCUUAGUAAAACUCCUUUUCUGUUAUGCAAUAUUUACAAUAUAUUUAAACUUGUCUUGACCCAAUAUAUUCAACAUAUUGAGUAAUGUAAAUAUUGCUUUUGGAUUGAUGUUUUUUUUAUUGAAUUCUGUGGAAAUGAGAAAUUAUAUUUACA
Molecule: messenger RNA, 2075 nt
Organism: Papilio xuthus (Asian swallowtail)
Lineage: Eukaryota; Metazoa; Arthropoda; Insecta; Lepidoptera; Papilionidae
Gene: Ets97D
Product: DNA-binding protein Ets97D
Exons: 11
Coding region: 168-1598 (476 amino acids)
Biological process (GO): regulation of transcription by RNA polymerase II; cell differentiation
Cellular component (GO): nucleus
Molecular function (GO): DNA-binding transcription factor activity, RNA polymerase II-specific; sequence-specific DNA binding
Source: RefSeq, a predicted model, not a curated record